Messenger RNA from Canariomyces notabilis, 209 nucleotides. RefSeq lists its product as uncharacterized. NCBI's taxonomy places the organism in Eukaryota, Fungi, Ascomycota, Sordariomycetes, Sordariales, Chaetomiaceae. Bases 7 to 192 code for a protein of 61 amino acids. The transcript has 3 exons. The record is from RefSeq and is a predicted model, not a curated record.
GAGGUGAUGCUCCGGCAGAAGUAUAACGAUCCGAGAAAGCUCAAGCAGGUUCUUGAUAAGGUGUAUGGCUCUGGGAACUAUUUGGUCAAGAUCAUGAGCGAACGGUGGAUUCUCUAUCUCCCAGAGCCUCUGACAGAGGGGGGCCUAUGUGAAAUCGAAAACAUGAUUCGUUUCCAUUGGAAACCCUAUUGAUCCGACAUAGCGUACCU